GUUUAAGGAUUUGAGGAAGGGAGGAGAGAAGGACUUUCAGAUCAGAGGAAAGAAAGAGAGUAUUUCUUUCUUAAUAUGCCCAUUAUUUCCUAACGGUACGAUCAAGCCAGUAAAGCACCUGCAAUCCAUUGAUCUCAACGGAAGGGAGAAAUUCUGCAGUCUGAGAAGGGCCAGUUAUCAGCGGUUUGCAGGCAAACUCCACCCGGGGAGGAAGGGCGACUGUCCUCCCCCCUCCCCGGCCUCCGCGUGGGCGGAAGGAGGGAAAGGAAGCGCCGCGAGAAACCCGGCCUCGAAUGACCCAGCUAGAACGAAACCUCGGCCAGGAUCUCAAUCGGCAGCAAACAAGAAGGAACUCCGAACAGAUACCAAGCGAGGGAGGAACAGGAGGAGGCGCCAAACGAAGCCCAGCCAAAGGAAGGUCUCCCUUUUUCUCGUUCCUUCCCUUGCAUUCUCCAUUCCCGGUUUUAGCUGCAAAGCUCGUCGGUGGGGUUGCUGGAUGAAGAUCAUGGUGCCUGAGCUAGAGAAAGCGACUGUCCGAAUGAAGGAUCCUGAACAUGUAAAAAAUAUCAUUUUGGGACUCAGAAGAGGUGGAGCAGGAAAACUCCAGGUUAUUUCUGAUUUUGACAUGACUCUGACUCGAUUUGGGUUCAAUGGUCAGCGCUGCCCCACUUCCUACAAUAUCAUAGAUAACAGCCGGGUCAUCAGCGAAGAAGGGAAGAAAAAGCUAAAAGAUCUGCUCCAUUAUUACUAUCCUAUUGAAAUUGACCCCUACCGGACCGUGGAGGACAAGCUGCCCCUCAUGGUAGAAUGGUGGACUAAGGCCCACAACCUCCUGUCCCAGCAAAAGAUUUCGAAAAGCGACAUUGCCCAGAUAGUGAAAGAGUCGGAUGUCAUGCUCAGAGAUCACUUCAACAUUCUAUUUGACAAGCUUCACCAGAGCAGAGUACCCCUCUUCAUCUUCUCAGCAGGUGUGGGCGAUGUGCUAGAGGAGAUAAUUCGCCAGGCUGGCGUGUUCUAUCCCAAUGUCAGUGUGGUCUCCAACUAUAUGGACUUUGAUGACAGUGGAGUUCUGCAAGGUUUCAAAGGGCCCCUGAUCCACACCUACAACAAGAACAACUCAGUCCUCAAGAAUACAGAGUAUUUCCAGCAGCUGCACACAAGGACAAAUAUCUUGCUCCUUGGAGAUUCCAUGGGCGACCUCAGUAUGGCAGAUGGGGUUGCUGACGUGGAUAAUAUCCUCCGGGUUGGCUUUCUGAAUGACAGGGUGGAGGAUCAGCGGGGGAAGUACAUUGAAGCCUAUGAUAUUGUGUUGGAGAAAGAUGAGACGCUGGACGUGGCAAAUGGCAUCCUUCACUUCAUCCUCACCCAGACCCAGGCCACACAGCCCACUCACCCUUGAUGAUAAGCUGCCCUUUGGAAAGCUGAGAUGCUGCUUGUGUGUGUGGCAGGGCAGUCCCUCAGUUUCUUAUUCCCUCUGGUUAACGUUGCAGACACAUACCAGUCCUCCGUUUCUUGCCAUUCUCAGAAUUGUAGAAUAUUAAUAGUGGGCCAACCUGACAUACAUCCUAUUCUCUGAAACAUCACGUUCCUAAUUUAAAACCGAUCACAACUGUACAAGGCAAAGAAUGUAGAAUCAUCCUGCAGUCAGUUUGCCUGCUGACCAAAGUGCAGAAUUUGCGAGAAAGCAGUCAGGACUCUAAAGGCAAGCCAAUGCUUAACAUUUCUUCUUGGGGCUCUGCUAGAUUUAGUUACAUGUACCAUUGCCCAAAAGGAACCAAUUACAUUUAAAUCACACCUGUUUGCUAACACCAGGUCUACCAUAACUUCUAGAUUUGAGCUCAUGGUGGUUUUUUUGCUCAUAGCAGGCCAAUUAUGUGGAGUGGUUGUGGGCUCAAAACUUGACUUUGCAACCGCUUGUGGGUUUGCUGCAGUGGGUAAUCCAAUCACAUACACAAGGAUCACAUGCUAUAAGCAGAGAGCAUCCAGAGUCUCAUUUUAAAGUGGACUCUUGCAAAGCGUAUCUGCAGGUUUACAGCCUGCCUUCUGCUAGCAGGAUCUGCUAGGUGUGGAACAAUGCAAUUGCAGUCAGUCUGUUCCUCUGUAAGCUACACUAUACCAGGCACUCCUGUGCCUUUUUCAGCUUCAGUAACAGCUGCUGCAUCUCCAAAUGAUGUUUCCUUACGGCAUUGUACAUUUAAACAAUUGUCACUGCAUGGCUUUCAUUUUUUUUCUUUUGCACACUAUAUAUAAAAAUCUCUUACAAGAAAAAAACCAACCUUAAAACAAAUGGGGUGCUACUGGUGCAACUCACUUUUCAGUCAGAGCACAGCGUAAUGAUUGAGAGGACAUGAA
This is a messenger RNA of Rhineura floridana, 2352 nucleotides long. RefSeq names its product 5'-nucleotidase, cytosolic IIIB (gene NT5C3B). Gene Ontology annotation, cellular component: cytoplasm. Lineage: Eukaryota; Metazoa; Chordata; Lepidosauria; Squamata; Rhineuridae. Gene Ontology annotation, molecular function: 5'-nucleotidase activity; magnesium ion binding. Bases 497 to 1399 code for a protein of 300 amino acids. The record is from RefSeq and is a predicted model, not a curated record. The transcript has 10 exons.